AUGUCGGCUUCAUGUGCUGUAACACCGUCUGUUAGAACAGAACUAUUCAGCUCAUUAUCUAAAAGACCCACCUUUCCUGCUCAAACUCGUCGACCAAGGAACAAAUGUGAAAUCAGCAGAAGGGGUUUUGCAGUGAGAGGGAUUAUUGCUUCUGGAGUUUCAGUCAUGGGCACUCCUCCUUCACCAUCAUCAGCUGCUUCUCAGCUAAUUCAAGGUGGGGAUAGAUUAGCUUUUAAACCAGAAAGAUAUAACUUUUGGGAAUGGAGAGGUCACAAGAUUCAUUAUGUGGUUCAAGGAGAUGGCUUGCCUCUUGUUCUUAUUCAUGGCUUUGGUGCUUCUGUCUUUCACUGGAGGUAUAACAUUCCUGAACUGGCUAAGAAGUACAAAGUGUACGCCUUGGACUUACUCGGUUUCGGAUGGAGUGACAAAGCUCUCAUAGAGUAUGAUGCAAUGGUUUGGACAGAUCAAGUUAUUGACUUUAUCAAAGAGAUUGUCAAAGAGCCAGCUGUUGUGGUUGGAAACAGCCUAGGGGGAUUCACAGCUUUGUCAGUUGCGGUGGGAUUACCAGAGCAAGUCACAGGAGUUGCGCUUCUUAACUCUGCAGGACAGUUUGCAUCCGUGAGUAGAAAGCAAGAGGAAGCUGAGGAAACCUCCGCGUUAACCAAGUCUGUAGUUAAGCCACUCAAAGAGAUCUUCCAACGUGUGGUUCUUGGGUUCUUGAUCUGA
Raphanus sativus (radish) is the source of this 726-nucleotide messenger RNA. RefSeq lists its product as uncharacterized. The transcript is spliced from 5 exons. Gene Ontology annotation, cellular component: chloroplast. The record is from RefSeq and is a predicted model, not a curated record. Bases 1 to 726 code for a protein of 241 amino acids. Lineage: Eukaryota; Viridiplantae; Streptophyta; Magnoliopsida; Brassicales; Brassicaceae.